This is a messenger RNA of Verticillium dahliae VdLs.17, 1356 nucleotides long. Its product is annotated as RING-8 protein. The transcript has 3 exons. Lineage: Eukaryota; Fungi; Ascomycota; Sordariomycetes; Glomerellales; Plectosphaerellaceae. The coding region runs from base 1 to 1356 and encodes 451 amino acids. The record is from RefSeq and is a predicted model, not a curated record.
AUGGCUGCCGUUGCCAACGACAUACUCGGCCUCGUUGCCCGCCAGGCUGCCACUUCUGCCUCGUCUGCCAUUAACGAGGUGAUAUCUACAGCGACCUCAGCCUCGUCGACAUCAUCACCGACGCCCGACCGAACCUCGCAGGGCCCAGCUGGCCCUUCGCAGUCUGAAGGGAACGGAGGCGGCAGUGGAGGUGGCGGCGCCAGCUCCCCACUGCUGUUCUUCGUGGCGCUGGGCUUUGGCGUUGUGUUCACCAACCUCUGGAUCAUUGUUGGUGUGAAAUAUUGUUUCCGGUACAACGCUCGCAAUCGACAGAUGCGCCUGAACGAAGACGGCGAGCCCAUUACCCUCGAAAACAUGCCUCGCCCGCACCGCCGCCGUCGCGAGAAGAAAUUGAUGACGAUGGAGGAGGUGAACGAGAAGUUCCCCAUGAUGAAAUACAAGAGCUGGGUACUCGAGCGCGCUAAGGAAGGCUUGCCCACCGCAGGAGGCGUGUCGGCUCCUCCAAGUCGUGCGGGAAGUGUUCGAUCUGUUGAGGGUAUUGUUCCCGUUGUCGCUCCUGAGGAGCCUUCAAGGGACCGCAACCCGGCUGAUGUUCAGCCUGCUACCAAUGCUGCAGCGGUCACGAACGCUCCCGAUGAAAAGAAGGCUACCGUCACGAACGAUGUAGAUGGGAACGCCGGUCAGACUUCUGGCACCACUGCUCAACCAGCCGCUGCACCCCCACUGCAACGAGUUCACAGCGAGGACGACGACGAUGACGACGAGCAUAUCAAUGCUGCUGUGCCACCUGAACUGCUUGCCUCGAGCGGUGAUACGUGCGCCAUUUGCAUUGACAGCCUAGAAGAUGACGAUGAUGCCGACUACUACACGCCAAAGCCGCGCCCUCCGCCUGGUGAGGCUGAUCCCAACAACGCCAAUGCCAACGCACGUAUGAACAUGCCCAACGCACCCCCAGCUGCGUGGUAUAACCUGCGUGGAUCUCGUCUGGGAGGUUUCGGCGGCCGCAUCGGAGGGUUCAUGCCCAAUGAUUCGCGAAGCCGCAAUGCCCGCGGCAAUCGCAACCGUCGCCAAACGGGCCAGGAGGCUACAGCUGCGCCGAUUGCGGAAGUUGCUACCGCCACUCAGCCUCCCGUCACCGCUGAGGUGACUCGACCAGCUGCGGCUCCCGCCGCCUCAGGUGCGCGGCAGGGGUUCUCCAACUUGAGGUUCUGGAGGAGAAACAGAAACGGUGACAGCAAUAAUGCUGCGCCGAGCCAAGCUGAAGAGGUGACAGCUUCCGGCGAGGCUGUGACCCCGUCGCAGCUGGAGGCUGGUACACGUGCAGCGCCUGUGCCGAACACUGAAGUGGUGCGGUGA